GUGAGUUACGGUCAUUUAUACCCAGGCUUCUGUGCGCGAUUGUUUCGUCUUCGUUCGUCGCCAUCAUUACGAAGACGAAAGAGGUUGGUUUCAUUCAUUUUCGUGUGGCAGUGUCAUUAUACGAAAUCCAGCACAAAUGAAGAUGGUUGAUAAAAUAGACAUGAGUCUCGACGAUAUUAUCAAGCAAAAUAAAGGAACAAGACCACGCGGCGGCAGUAGCAGACGUGGAAGAGGUGCCGGUAAUUCACCACGUAGAGGAGCACGGAGAACCCAAAGAGUUGGUGGUGGCGUCAUGCGGGGACGCAAUCGUGGUGGCAUUACAAGAAAUUCUCUUCCAUACACAAGGGGUGAUGUAAACAGUGCUUGGAAACACGACAUGUUUGAUGGAGUAAAAAAGGUUGGCCGAAGUUCAAUAGGUAGCGCAGGGACAACCAAGCUCCUUGUAUCAAAUCUAGACUUUGGAGUAUCCGAUUCAGACAUUCAGGAAUUAUUUAGUGAAUUUGGCCCCUUAAAGUCAGCAGCAGUACAUUACGAUAGAUCAGGUCGAUCAUUAGGGUCUGCAGAUGUUAUAUUUGAAAGAAGAGCAGAUGCUAUUAAAGCAAUGAAACAAUAUAAUGGCGUACCCUUAGAUGGUCGUGAAAUGAACAUACAAGUUGCUACCUCUGAAAUACCAGUCACAUCUAUCCGAGGAGGACCGAGACUUAGCGGCAGUAAUUUUACACAGAGACCUCAGUCCCGCUUUAGGGGUAGCCGUGGAGCAGGAUCCGUCAGAGGUCGUGGAACUGGUCGACGUGGUGGCAGAGGCGGCAGUCGGCAAGUAACGAAAACUCCUACGGCUGAAGAAUUAGAUGCAGAACUGGAAGCUUAUGUGAAAGAAGUAAAGUAACAACGUCACAAAUCUUCGCACUUAAGAUUUUGUUCUGAUCUGACUUAACACAAUACAAUGUGUUUCUCUAAUUUUCACGAGAAUAUAUAAAAAUAAGUAUAAAUAUAUCAUUAGCAAAAUGUUGUAAGAAAUUCUUUUUAAGUGGGUAUUUUUUAUUUUUGACAGUUUCUUUGAAAAUUGGCGUACAAUUUUUACAGACACUUAAGAAAAAUGAUUUGUAGGAGUUCAUAGAUUUUUUUAUGGUAUCGUAACAAGAACAAAAAAAAUAAUAAUAAAAAGUUAUAAUGUAAAGACUGUAUGGAUUUGUAUGUACUAUCGUGCGUGUGUGGUUAUCAGAUGAAAAAUACAGUAAAAUUCAUCUUUACAAGUUGUUGUUUAUCUAAGUACAGAAGUGCUUCUAGCCCACAAUCUAAUUAGUUCAUAUGAAUAAUUAACUAUCAAAAUAUUCAAAACCUAUCUUUGAACAUAGUUUAUAUACUGAUAUACGUGUAUCACUAUGUUUAGUAGCAUCAGAUCUUUGUAAAUUAUGUUUAAUGAAUUGUUUUUUACCAUGAAUAAUAAAACGUACGCACCACUAUAUGUAGCUAAUAGCUUCUAGUGGAAUAAGGCUGUGACAUACUGUUAUCGUCUAGUCAUCUACUAAUGAAAUAUUUUACUGCGCAGUAAUGGGCUUGUAAGGCAAUGUACAUGGUUUUAUUCAUGCAGCAUAUGAAUGCCAAUGCAGUGGUACAAGACUGAAGCAAAGAAACUGAUGAGCCAUUACCUAAUAAAGAAUAAUGUUCUUGAAAA
Bombus huntii is the source of this 1675-nucleotide messenger RNA. RefSeq names its product THO complex subunit 4 (gene Ref1). Gene Ontology annotation, cellular component: nucleus. Lineage: Eukaryota; Metazoa; Arthropoda; Insecta; Hymenoptera; Apidae. Gene Ontology annotation, molecular function: mRNA binding. The record is from RefSeq and is a predicted model, not a curated record. The transcript has 5 exons. Gene Ontology annotation, biological process: mRNA export from nucleus. The coding region runs from base 137 to 886 and encodes 249 amino acids.